This is a messenger RNA of Miscanthus lutarioriparius, 414 nucleotides long. NCBI's taxonomy places the organism in Eukaryota, Viridiplantae, Streptophyta, Magnoliopsida, Poales, Poaceae. The record is from the annotation of a GenBank genome assembly.
AUGGCGGCAGACUCUGGCGCUCGCAGGCAGCCAACCUUCACCAAGGUCGAUCAGCUGCGCCCUGGAACCCACGGCCACAACCUCAUCGUCAAGGUUGUUGACUCCAAGAUGGUCGUCCAGAGAGGCCGCGAGGGAGGGCCCCAGGGAAGGCAGAUGAGGAUUGCCGAGUGUUUGGUUGGCGAUGAAACCGGCAUCAUUGUCUUCACUGCAAGAAAUGAUCAAGUGGAUGUAAUGAAGCCUGGAACAACUGUUGAACUGAGGAAUGCAAAGAUUGACAUGUUCAAGGGUUCAAUGCGGCUUGCAGUGGACAAGUGGGGAAUUGUGAAAGCUGCUGAAAGCUCAGCUGAGUUCACAGUCAAGGAGGACAACAACCUGUCCUUAAUUGAGUUUGAGCUGGUGACCGUGGUGGAGUGA